Messenger RNA from Humulus lupulus (European hop), 1134 nucleotides. RefSeq names its product isoaspartyl peptidase/L-asparaginase-like. The coding region runs from base 143 to 1117 and encodes 324 amino acids. The record is from RefSeq and is a predicted model, not a curated record. Gene Ontology annotation, molecular function: hydrolase activity. The transcript is spliced from 6 exons. NCBI's taxonomy places the organism in Eukaryota, Viridiplantae, Streptophyta, Magnoliopsida, Rosales, Cannabaceae.
UCCAAGACCAAGACAAGACUCCCAUCCAUUCCGGUAGUCCGCAUUGCUCUAUUUAUUUGUUUCAUACUUCACUUGAUCUAAUAAACAAAAGAGACAAUAAGAAUUGCAAUUAAAUUAACAACACUCUUUGAAGAAGAAGAAAAUGGGGUGGGCUUUAGCACUUCACGGCGGCGGUGGCGGAAUUCCUCUCGAUUAUCCGCCGGAGCAACUGCAGCCACGAGUGGACAGCCUCCGCCACUGCCUUCAGAUCGGCAUUGAAGCUCUCAAAGAUGGAAUGCCUGCCUUGGACCUUGUUGAACUUGUGGUCCGUGAGCUGGAGAACAAUCCACAUUUUAAUGCCGGUAAAGGCUCUGUUUUAAAUUGCAAUGGCGAUGAUGAAAUGGAAGCUAGUAUUAUGGAUGGAAACACAAAGAAUUGUGGAGCUGUUUCUGGCCUCAAAACUGUUGUUAAUGCUAUAUCAUUGGCACGUUUGGUCAUGGAAAAAACUCCUCAUAUAUACCUUGCAUUUGAUGGAGCAGAAGCCUUUGCAAGAGAACAAGGUGUUGAGACUGUAGACUCGAGUUAUUUCGUUAAUGCUCAAAAUAUUGAACGGCUAAAGCAAGCAAAAGAAGCCAAUAGAACGCAGGUACAUUAUACACAGCUUGAUUAUACACAACCAACGCCGAAAGAUCUCAAGAGUGAGAAAUGGAUUCCAAACGGAGACAGCAAAGGGACAGUUGGAUGUGUGGCUGUUGACAAACAGGGAAAUUUAGCUUCUGCUACUUCUACGGGUGGACUUGUCAAUAAGAUGGUGGGAAGGAUUGGGGACACCCCCAUCAUAGGUGCAGGAACUUAUGCCAACCAUCUCUGUGCAGUCUCUGCCACCGGAACAGGUGAGGCCAUAAUCCGUGGCACAGUGGCAAGGGACGUGGCAGCUCUCAUGGAGUUCAAAGGCCUUUCUCUCAACGAUGCUGCAGAUUAUGCUGUGGAGAGCUUUCCAAAAAACACUGCUGGCCUUGUUGCUGUAUCCGCCACAGGAGAAGUUGCAAUGCCUUUCAAUACAUUGGGAAUGUUCCGAGCUUGUGCUACUGAAGAUGGCUAUUCAGAGGUUGCAAUAUGGCCUUCCACGAUGAAUUGAAUGAAGUUCAUAGUCAG